Molecule: messenger RNA, 3874 nt
Organism: Stereum hirsutum FP-91666 SS1
Lineage: Eukaryota; Fungi; Basidiomycota; Agaricomycetes; Russulales; Stereaceae
Exons: 3
Coding region: 955-3576 (873 amino acids)
Source: RefSeq, a predicted model, not a curated record
AAUUCGUGCUGUGUCACAAACAAUAUGGUUCAAGCUUUACAAAAACGUCCGUCAGGUCCUCUUCUCUAAUAUUCACUCGAGGCUCAGGCUCAGCGGCUGUGCGGGCGGCGUCGUUGAGCAUCGGUAGAAUAUCAAGCCUGCAAAGGGGUUCAGAAUGCAUACCUCAUCCAUAACUUGUUUUGGGGGUAUGAUGUGAUGAUGUUCUCAUUUGGAUUACUUAUGUGGCAUCAUUACAUUGACAGUGUGUAGUACUUUCACCUCGAUUCGAUUGAAUGCACAGCCCUCGCAAUGAUGUAGCUUUUCCGAGAGGCUGCGACCGACGCCCUACCCGAAAAUAUGCUGCGAGAUGCCCGCUGAUGGGUUAUUUGCGGUGCAAAAGGGUCUCUGAUGCCAUUCGAUCUUCGCCUUUCCCGAUGAACUGCUCUUCUUUCUCUUCUUCGACUUUCACUCGUGAAUUCCCUGGAGGACGAGUCUAGUUCGUGCUCUUCUCCUUGCUCCAGUUGACAGCUUUGCGUACGCCCACCGCAAGGUAUAUGGCCACGAUUCGCCGUAGAGAAGAGACGCCGAACGUAUGUCCGCCUCUCGUGCGCCUGUAUCUGGCUCGCCCAUCGCUCACGACAUCCCCUGAAGACAUCAUCCUCACUCUCUUCUAUAUCCGUCGAGGCAGUUCUACUAUGUCUUGUAGUCGUGUUCCUCACCGCCAUCUUCGUCUCAUGCAUAGUUGUGCCCCUAUACCGACGCCGUGUGGCCCGUCGCACCACGCCCUCUCUCAGAUCCAGCACCGACGAAGAAGAAGAUGCGGAAGCACAACAAUCUCUCCUUUACCCCACAGCCGAGUCUGAGAAACCGAAAGCCGUCUCUUGGUGGCUAUCCCUCAAGCGCUCUGUGGGAAAGGUGUUGGGUAGGGGUCUGAGGCGUAAUCCGAGUAGACCUGUAGCUGUUAUGCGGGUUCCUAUGCCUCGACGUAUAAGCACACCUUCACCCAGCGACUCUUACAGACCAUCUACCGAGCCUCCGAGGAGCCGUCGGUCCACCUCAUCGCGCCGCGGUUUAAGUAUUCCUUCACCGCAUUCGCCUCCCUCCUCUACUCUUCCACCGAUUCCAACAUCGCCUCAGUCGCCAACAGAAUCCCUAGACGCUGCCGUUCGCCUCGUUACCAACACCGAUCCCGUCAUCUCCUUUUCUCAAUACACCCGUCCUUCGUUUGACAAUACGCGCGGGAUCCUGGUCAGGAAUCACCUACCAACCCUCCCACCGCUCGAGACGCUACUAGAAUUGCCCAUGGAGGAGAAAGAGUCGUCAACUGCCUCUCGACCUGCAAGCAAUCGGAAGCGAACUGAUGACUCUGCACUGGCACUCUCCUGUGUGAGUGUCCCAUCCAAUCUUGAGUUGGCACCAAACACGCACGAUGAUCAGGUUGUCCAGCCAAUUGAACGGUCACCCUCUGCUCGGUCCUCGACUUCUUCUGGAAUCUUUCCUCCUUCCCCCAUCAUCGGUUUCUCCCGCAUGUCACUGGCAAAAUUGAACACUUCCGGUAUCAGACUUUCUGCUACCAACUCUGGUUCUCCACAUACCCCUCGGUCGACCGGCUCACGGAUUAUCUCAUCCGUCCCGAUGAAACGCAAGCAAUCCACACUCUCACUUUCUACGCCCUCUAGUCAGGGAAAGACGCCAACUCCAGCAGACGUUACGAUGCCGCUCGUUUCAGCUUCGAUCGCGAAUACCGCGCAGGUUCCGACCAUUCCUCCGCCACCGACAAUAAAUGCCCAAUGUCCGUCUUCUCCGCAAUCGAAUAUGAUACCCUCACCGACUCUCCCCUUAACGACUGCUUUCAAUCCCUCGUCACCACGGCGCUCCGGCACCCCAUCAAGCACAUCGACAAUGCAGAUCCAGCGUUGGCCUACCGUUAGCACAGUGAUCAUGGGUUCCAAGGAUAGUCUCCCAAGCAGCACAUCUGAAAGAGAUGGUCAGGCCGGCCUCGAUGCACCCAGUGAUGCUCGAGUCGCUCGUGCACGUACGAUGAGCGAGGGAAACAAUCACGCCCCUUCCGAUAUCCCUCAUACUUUAAGACCCGGUCGAGCUCGUACCUUCCAAGCUAGCGCUUCCCAUAUGCUAAUGCCAAAUAUCACCGAAGUGGACACGCCUUCAUCAGGGGAACUUGUAACAUCGGCCCCUCGCUCCACACACGCUUCAGCUACCAGUGUGAUCCUCCGGUCUAUGUCUGUGUCCGGACUCGAUUCGCUCCAGGCUAUCACUCGCGACGAUGAUGAGGAGGCCGUAGUCAUGAAGGCGGUGCCCGCCUCUCUACAACCGGUACGCUCGCUACCCAUCCCGCCGAUCCAGACAGAGCCGCCAUCAACAUCAGGCGCACACGCAGCGUCGCCCAGCAUGGAGCCGGAAUCACACAGAUCCGAAGGCGAUCCGGACGCUCUGAACAUUCAUAGCUCAUCAGCAGCGACUAUCAUGCCUCCACGCCGAAACUCAUCCAGAGCUUUCUCGCCCCGGCCGUUACCCACGCCGCCGACUACAAUAGUGCCCUCCGUCCCGCCACAGCCUUCGACGUCGUCGAUGUUCCAUUCCUCAUCUGAUUUGACGGCUCGUACCCCUCCACCAUCUGAGCUAUCAAAAUAUCCUCCAUCACUGCCGCACAGGCAGUCACCAUCGAUGGACACUCUUGGGAGACCACGGCUGCAUUCUAAUACACGCUUGUCCUCGGGUUACACGGUACAAGAAGUACAUGAUAACCUUGCGCCAGCGCACGCAGCCUCCCUCGAUAUCACUACUUCCCUCAGCGUGCCUCCUACAGAGAAAGACAUCGUUCCAUCUCCAUCAGAGAUGACCGCUGGACCGAGUACGAUGACUACUAGUCCCGCCACAUCUUCUGCAGAAAUUACUGCCAGACCGGCCUCGCCUAUGACGGCGUGGAGAACCCGUUUGGAGCGGACCGACUCGAAUGGUAGACAUGCUGAAGUGGCCCGGAGAGGUACACGCUCGCAGGACGUUACCAAUAGCCAAUUCACAUGGGGCGAUGACGGUACUUUCGGUCGACCACGAGGGUCCGUCGACAGCACCUCCAGUGCACCAGGACGUUCCGCCUCCAACUCUACACCGUCCUCUCAAAGAACAGAACCUACGUCCCUCAGACCUGGCCCUCUCAAUCGCUCACACUCCACAUCCUCCACCAGAUUCGUUAAACGCCGUCAAUCACCAGCUCUCCAACCAUUACCCGCCGCUCUCGUACUUUCAUCACUCGCCACACCGUCACAUUCACGAUCCCCUUCAUUGACGGGAAGCUCGAAAGCGCCGGAGCGGGAAGCAGUGUUAGAGAUUCGGAAACCACCCAAUUCGGCGCCUGUUGUUAGUUCACCUCCGACAGUGGCUUCCGUGCCUCCAUCAUUGCUUGCUGGACCGGCUUCGAGACGUUCGUCCGCCAUUCGCUUCAGUGUUGGCAGCGGUAGCGGUGGCGUUCGUGGAGAAUCUGUCAACUUGAAGGGCAGCGGUCAGCUGCCGAAUGGGCUGCCACCGUUGGAGUUCACGAGCUGGAAUCCGGAGGAAUUGCUUGGAUCACUUUCUUGAUGAAAGGAUGCGACGUUAUCUUUAUUACCUUUCACCUUCCGUUUCUUCUCUUUGUCGGACUCCGUUACCUCGUUCUCCCCGCUUUACCUAGUAAGUAUACAUACGCACUUUGAUUUCGGACACUAGCCAAAUUGCUGUUCGUUGGAUAUCUGUACAAUAUAUCGCAUAGUACAUUGUCUUGUGUUUUUGCUCGCAUUUUGCAUUGUAAUUUAUCGUUUCGCUCUCUCUUGGCACCUUCUUUGCAUCUUCUUAACCUCUGUGGAAAGCGCAGUUUCGAAAGGUCGACGAGUCAGUCAUA